Rotaria sp. Silwood2 is the source of this 645-nucleotide messenger RNA. Lineage: Eukaryota; Metazoa; Rotifera; Eurotatoria; Philodinida; Philodinidae. The record is from the annotation of a GenBank genome assembly.
AUGAUGCGGAAGCUUGCACCCACGGGUAUUGCUGCUGCUGAAAUAGAUGGUAUGACCACUCAUUCAUUUUUGGGCGAACAAUGUAACUGUGAAAAGGCGUGCACUAUCAAACCAGGUGAUUCGAAACUCGAGAAGGAAUGGAGACCCGUCGAAUAUCUCUUAAUUAAUAAUAUGAGUAUGGUUGGUUUAGCUCUACUUGCGAAACUCAACCAAAUCAUCUGUGCUGCAAAAUAUGCCGAUCCUCAUGUUCCAUUUGGUGGUAUAAAUGUCAUCUUCUUCGGCGACUACUUACAGUAUCGACCUGUAUACGACGCACCAUUACAUACCAAUUUUUCGUUACCGAUCAAAAGUAAAUCGAGCAAGAUACUCACUGAAAAACAAAUUCAACAUUGUGUUGCACACUCUUUAAUUCUUCAAAUCAACUUUGUCGUAAAGUUUACUCAACAGAUGCAAACAGAGGAUACACGGUACCUUCAGCUGCUCGAACGACUUCGUCAUCGGCAAUGUAAUUAUGAUGACUAUGAAUUACUGUUAACAUGGGUAGUUGGCCAACCUUCCAUAGGCUCUCUACGUGAUUCACCAUGGAAUAAAGGAAAUUUUCUUUUCUACUUCUGGACAAUGUACCAUCUUUCUUCGUCUUUUUAG